AUGCCUCGAGAGGGAGCCGGGAAACAGAACCUAGCUCCUCCUGCGGAACUGCAGAAACAUCGCGCUCGGCAGCAUUCGCAGGGAUACUUCGAACCCUCGAUGCCCUCGGCCUCGCUGGCAAGCCAAUCAGUUCUCCAUGACAACCCAGGGACGCAUGGACUCACACCGUCCCAGAUCGCGGCGCAAGCUGCCAUGCAGCACCUCAAUGCCACCAACCACAAUCGCAAAAGAUCCCAAACUGUCCCCUUUCCACAAGAACAGAGCCAACAAGAGGGUCGCCGGAACAGCCGGGGCUCGAUAGGCUCUCACGAUAGCCCGACCUCACCUGCAGCCCCCGACCAACAAUAUCGGAAUGGUCUAAUCGGGACCAAUGCAGCUGCGACAGCAGCAAGUGUCGUGUUCCCACGGAAUGUCGCUGCAUCAAGUCAGGUGUCGUUGGUGGAGGAAGAGAAAUCUAAGAAGGGACUGAAGAGAUUCAGGCCGAAACACAUGGUUCUUUCCAGAGACAAGGACAAGGAAGCGAAAGAGAAACCUCCACCAUCACCAAAUAGACACGCCCCAAGUGGCCUAUCCAGGGUCAUGAAUGCCUCCACCGCCAGCUUGGCCGAUUCUCUUUCCUCGACCAAUUCCUCUUUCUACCAGUUGGCCAAUCCUUCAUCCUCCACCAUUGUUCCAGUUCCCGAGUCGAAGGACAAGGUACACAAACAUCACGGCCUACGGCAGAAACUCAAGCUGAAGGACAAGGACGAAUCUUACGCGCUUCCUUUGUCCUCGGCGAAUUCAAACUCUAGACCGGUGGAUGUUAAUAAUCCCCACUCGCUCUACUCGUUCGCGCCGUCAUCUCCUGCUCCCACGUCCAGCUUCUCGAAGACGGUCUCGGGAUUGGAUCUUCGACAUGGGGGACGUGCCCUGCGAGAGAAAAAGAAGGAGGAGAAGGCCCAGGCCCUGGCCAACCUGGAGCCUGUGUACAGCCGCGGAGAAAGCGAGACAUCUGAAUGGCCUUCGUUGGGAACGAGUUUCAGCAACGCAUCCAUGACCAAUUUCAACGCAUACACCGAAGUCAAAGAAGCCGGGAUCAACUUUGGCCUUUCCAACAUGUCAUCGGAUGAUGCGUGGGAUCUUCUGAGAGCCAAAAUACUGGUGGUUUUUGAAGGAGAGGCGGUGCGGAUCGCCGUGGAAGACCUGAACAAGCUGGUCACAAUCCAUGUGCAGAGAUGCGUGCAAAAGAGAGAUCCCAGCAUUGUCAUUGGGGAUCUGGAAGAUCUCUUGAGGACGGGCUUCUCUAGUCUUAACCAUACCUUGCGUCAGGGAUCGGACGACAGGCUCGUGUCCCAUCUCGUGAAGAUGUGGAUUCAAGUGUUUGGCUCGAUUUUGCCCUUUAUGCAAGCGGUAUUCCUCCCGCUUGACCAGGAAUUCAAAGGCCGAGGCAGCAUACUCACCAGUCCCAAGAUGGCGGCGGAAUUCUGGGGCGCUCUGCCCAGUGCGGAAACUGGCAGCCAGUUGUCAUCGUCGCCUGGGGUCGGGGACGGCGCCGAUUUUAGUGUUGCAGCCGGAGAAGAGCUGGAAGUGAGGCGGAUCCUGCUCAUUGCUUUCCGAGACAUCAUCAUCCUUCCACGGUUUGAAGUGUUAAAGGCGACAUUCUCACGGCUCAGUCUGGAUAGCAUCAAUGCAAGUUUGGUGCACUUGGACGCCGGCAAUCGAACUCGUGGCAACAGCGGAGGCAGUGACCGCCCGGGGACUGCACAAGGUGUCGAGCCGACGUAUGGCAGCUUCAACUCUCAAGGCAGCACGCUACUGGGAAGUGUCGGCUCGGGCGGCCGGUCUCGGGCCACGUCGAACCUGUCGGUGGUCAGCAAUCCAGCGCAGGACGUCGCUUUUCAGUCCUUCAGCUCUCCGCCAGCGGCCAGACCGACGGACAGUUCUUCGGCCCAAAUCACGGAGACGGUUGGCCGAAUGCUUCAAUGUCUCUCGGUUUUGUGCUCGGUGCAGUCGGGAGAUGAUGGUCAGGGGAAUAUGGAGGAGCUCACGCGACAACUCAAGUUGAACUGGCUCGGGCGUGGACGGACGGGCCGGAACCGGAAGGGCUUUGUUGGGAGCCGGGUUCGACCCAUGGGAAGCGUUACUUCCACCAUCCGCGGGCUCAAUCGUGACGGCAGCCCGACACCGACCCCCACCAGACACGGAACGGUCAGCAGGCAAGGGGACGAGGCUGGCCGAGGAGGGGAGUAA
Capronia epimyces CBS 606.96 is the source of this 2229-nucleotide messenger RNA. RefSeq lists its product as uncharacterized. Gene Ontology annotation, biological process: TORC2 signaling. Gene Ontology annotation, cellular component: TORC2 complex. The coding region runs from base 1 to 2229 and encodes 742 amino acids. The transcript has a single exon. Lineage: Eukaryota; Fungi; Ascomycota; Eurotiomycetes; Chaetothyriales; Herpotrichiellaceae. The record is from RefSeq and is a predicted model, not a curated record.